Nothobranchius furzeri (turquoise killifish) is the source of this 3675-nucleotide messenger RNA. The record is from RefSeq and is a predicted model, not a curated record. NCBI's taxonomy places the organism in Eukaryota, Metazoa, Chordata, Actinopteri, Cyprinodontiformes, Nothobranchiidae.
AUCCAGAGUUUGGAGAUGUCCCCAUGUUGACUCCAGGGAGCAAAGAAAUGAUGGCCCAGGCUCUGAUGGCCACCUUCAGUGGCUUCACAAAGGAGCAGCAGCGACUGUGUAUCCCCAAAGAUCCCAGACAGUGGACAGAAAACCACGUGGCGGAGUGGCUGACGUGGACCGUGAAUGAGUUCAGCCUGAAGAACGUCGACUUUGAAAAAUUUAACAUGGAUGGAGCCACGCUGUGUGCAAUGGGGAAGGAGCGGUUCUUGGACUUAGCACCGGACUUUGUUGGCGACAUACUUUGGGAGCAUUUGGAAAUGCUUCAGAAAGAGGAUACAAAGCAUUACCCCAUCAAUGGACUGACCUCCAACUUCCAGGAAUCCCGCUAUACCUCAGACUAUUUUGUCAGCUAUGGCAUUGAGCAUGCUCAGUGUGUCCCUCCUUCUGAAUACUCAGAGCCCGGCUUCAUCACAGAAUCCUACCAGACGCUCCAUCCCAUCAGCUCAGAAGAGCUGCUCACACUCAAAUACGAGAGCGAAUAUCCUGGCAUCAUCCUGCGAGACGCGGCACUGAACUCCAUGCAGGCCGACUACUUCACCGUCAAGCAGGAGGUGGUGUCCCCCGACAACAUGUGUGUGGGACGCCUGAGCAGAGGUAAGCUCGGAGGCCAGGAUUCCUUCGAGAGCAUUGACAGCUAUGAAAGCUGUGAUCGACUGACCCAGUCGUGGAGCAGCCAGUCCUCAUUCAGCAGCCUGCAGCGGGUACCGUCAUACGACAGCUUUGACUCAGAAGACUACCCCACUGCCCUACCUGGCCACAAGCCCAAGGGCACCUUCAAAGACUACGUGAGGGAGCGCUCCGACCUUAGCAAAGAUAAACCCGUCAUCCCAGCAGCUGCGCUGGCGGGAUACACAGGCAGCGGGCCCAUCCAGCUGUGGCAGUUUCUGCUGGAGUUGCUGACCGACAAGUCUUGCCAGUCCUUCAUCAGCUGGACAGGCGACGGCUGGGAGUUUAAGCUUUCUGACCCAGAUGAGGUCGCUCGUAGGUGGGGCAAACGAAAAAACAAGCCCAAGAUGAACUAUGAGAAACUGAGCCGCGGCCUGCGUUACUACUACGACAAGAAUAUUAUCCACAAGACGUCUGGGAAACGCUACGUCUACCGCUUUGUCUGUGACUUAAAAAGCCUAUUGGGCUACACGCCGGAAGAGCUGCACGCCAUGUUGGACGUAAAGCCCGAUACGGACGAGUGAAAGCAAAGAUGGGAAAAAAAACCCAGAAAGGAGCGAGGACACAAGCUAAUGAGCCACUUGGACUGAGGCUCGUAAAGUGAUCUUAACUGUUUGGUAGAGUUGGUAAACCGGUUAUUGGAGGACCAAAAAUGUUUUUAAUGACAAACUGUGGUCAACUUUGAGCUCCUGUCUGUCAGGCCAUGUUUUAAAAGGAAGGCAGAAGCCAAAAACCUGUAAUCACACCUUGUUGGAUCUGAGAUGUGUGUGCGUGAGUGUGUGCAUGUGUGUGUGAACAUGAGCGUGUCUGAUGCAUACUGGUAUUAUUUAGUAACUCAAGGCAAAUGAAGUGCUUUUGGGUAGAGUUCAGGUUUUCUUCUGUUCAGAGUCGCUGAGUGGAGGAAGUGAAAAGCACAGAGACACACAACCAAAAGAGAUUUUCUUUGUCGGGUUACAUAAAGAGCAGGUGGAAAGUUCCUGCUGAAGUAACGGUUGCCAAACUGUUAGGUAUUAUGUCGUAUAUAUUAUAAUACUAGAACUCAAUUCAAAACUGUUUUUUUUUUUUAGUUAGGGGCGUAUGAAAACAGAAUCAACCAUUGGAUGCAAGACUGUUAUGUUCUUAAUGAGCCUUUUAGCUGAAAUGUGUUGAGUUGUGUCAGACAACACUAUAGACUCUGGCCCUGUUGUGUGAAGGGAGGUUACUCAUACCCCGUUUGCCUGAAAGACAACUGAAAGUAGCCGUUGCUUUUGAAACGGGUGCUUUCACCUUUACGUCCGCCUUGUUCGAGACACGCGUUGUGACUGAAACCUUUUUGUUUUUCUUUUGCAUAUGCCAUGAGUAUUAGCAAACUGUAGACAAUCUGUAUGGGAGGGGAGAUUCAAGAGGUUUUGGGUAAGAACUCUUGGAAUGUGUCACUGUUCACGCUGGCAUUUUGUCGUGUUUUUGUUAGUCCUGUAAAUCCAUCCAACCACACGUUUUCUAACCGAGGGAAGGAUUUGAGAACAAUCCUUGGAAUGUAGAGUUUGUUAUUGAGGAAGGAAAGGAACCAGAGUACAACAUACAGGUACAUCAUAAUGGAAAGAUGAUGAGGAUGGAGAGCUGUUUGGUGAAGAUGAAGGUGAAUAAUGCAGGUGAUGACCACUGAUGGUUGGAAACAGACAGAAACAAUGUUGAUUUGCUUGACAUGUACAAGGCUCACGAAUGAAAACAGCUUUAUACAUGUAGGUGUCAGAACUCAAGGAUGUCUCCAGUAUGUGCUUCGAGUGCAUCUUUGUCAGUCAAGUGGUUAUUUUAAAGUGGAUAGGCAGCCUGUCCCCUCCAACAGUGGGAACUGUGUCUGCAAACUGGGAAAUGCCAAAGUUGAACAUUAUCUUCGAAUACAAAGUUAUUGUUUACAGUGGCUGAAUGUUACCCUAUGGAUGAAAAUAGCUUUUGAGAUGUCUAUUUGUUCAGAUUGUGUUUCAUAAUGCUUUAUUGAGACCCGGAUUACACAAAUAAGCAGGAGAGACGAAGCAGGAAUAAUAACCAAAACCCAUGUGAGGUCUUUGGCUGCACAAGAUGUGGACCACAAUUCUCUUAUGUGCGUUGGAAAUGGUUGUCUUUUAUCUUUUUGGUUCAAUGUUUGUAAAGCAGCCCGCUUUAGGGGAAAAGUCUUUGCUGAUUUGGGUUUUCCACCGAGUGCCGAAACAAGAUGCUGUAGUUGUUGUUAAUAUGUGAAACGCUUGUCCGUCGUUAUCAAGCACUGACUGUAAAAACUUGUGUUGCUUCUACAACACAGAGCAUUGGGCCAGAAACAAAACCACGUGUUAUAAACUGCACUGUAUGUUCAUUCCUUUUGUUGUGUUGUUCUCAAACAGUGUUUUAAAAUUUUUGUUUCUAUUUUUAGUCACUUUCUAUUAAGUAAAAUAUUAAACUUGUUUAGUCAGGAAUUUUUCGUUUUGUUGUUUUCAUGUGGGAGACUCCAAUCUACGGCAGGACUGAUGCAUUAUUGACUCACUCACACCAAUACCUGAUGGCAUUUGCAUAUCUCAAAAUGAAUUCAGAAGGAAAGCCUUAUUGUUUUGGAUGUUGUGCUCUUUUUUGUAUAUUUCAAAAUGUUGUUUUGUUUAGUUUUUUAUGUUAUGAGAUAAUUUUUUAUUGUAUUUAGUUCACAAACAUUUUGAAUAUUUUUCAAUAAUUUAUAUUUUAUAAAAGACAAGAGAUGCAGACAGCUGGUGCUUUCACGGGAAUUUUAACGGUAGUGCAGGACAAAAUAAUGUAGCGAUUUUUAUUUUCCAAUUUUUGUUUUUUUAUAUAUAUAUAUAGAAAAUAAACCUGUCUGCUAGAGAGGAAAAAACAGGCUGAUGCUGGCCCAUCAAUGACUUCUGCUGGAAAGGUUUUAUAAACUGUAGCUUCUAUUUCUAAAGUGUACUUAAUGUACUUCAAAAUGUUAUAAAAUAUAUGUGAAGACAAAUUGUA